AUGUUAACAUUCGUUCUUCUAAUUCUUGAUCGUGGCUCUGCGGGUGAGCUAAAGCUGGAACCCGAAGAACCAGAAGAUAUGUGGCAUGCGUACAAUUUGAUUGCCGCUGGUGACAGUCUCCGUGCAUCAACAGUGCGAAAAGUAGUACAAACUACAGAUACAGGAUCAUCGACAACGACAAAGAAACGAAUGAUUUUAACCAUCGAAGUGCAAAGCGUUGGUUAUGAUAGUGCAGCAGCAAGUACAUUGAGAGUAAAGGGACGAACGAUCGAAGAAAACGAAUUCGUUAAAAAAGGUUCCUACCACACACUUGACUUAGAAUUACAUAGUGCCUUUACCUUGAGAAAACAUGAAUGGGAUUCUAUAGCUCUCGAUCGUGUCGAAAUGGCAUGCAAUCCAGUUCACCAAGCUGAUGUUGCCGCUGUUAUUAUGCACGAAGGUUUAGCGAACGUAUGUCUCAUUACUGAACAUUUGACAAUCAAUCGUCAAAAAAUAGAACAUACCAUUCCAAGAAAACGCAAAGGUCUCUGUGCUCAGCAUGACAAAGGAAUGGAGAAAUUCUUCGAUGUCAUCAUUGCUGCAAUCAUUAAACAUAUAGAUUUUUCCAUUGUGAAAGCAGUUAUUAUAGCAAGUCCAGGUUUUAUUAAAGAUCAAUUCUAUCAAUAUAUGUUAGCCAAAGCUACACGCGAUGAUGAAAGACAUUUGCUUGAAAAUCGCAAUAAAUUUAUUCUGUUACAUUCAAGUAAUGGUUUUAAACAUGCAUUAACAGAAGUUUUACAAGAUCCAUUGGUCUUGAAUCGAUUAUCGGAUACGAAAGCGACAGGUGAAAUGAAAUUACUUGAGCAAUUUAUGCAAUUGUUAAAUGAUGAGCCUGAAAAAGCUUAUUAUGGGUUAGAAGUGAUUGAAAAAGCAAAUCAAGCACAGGCUAUUGAACAUUUACUGAUAACUGAUGAACUCUUUCGAAACAUUGAUUUCAAUAAACGACGUCGUUAUGUUCAACUCGUGGAUUCUGUCAAAGAAAAUGGUGGUGAUGUUCGAUUAUUUUCAAGCAUGCAUGCAUCGGGCGAACGAUUAGGUCAAUUGACAGGCAUUGCCGCAAUUCUGCGGUUUCCCAUGCCUGAUCUCGACCUCGCUGAUGAUCAUCAGCAUCACGAAGCGAAUAAUGGAAACAAUCACGAUGAUUUACAACCGAAUCCGAAUCGACCGACGGAUGAUAAUGCUGAUUUUGAUGAUGAUCGAUCCGCGAACACUUAUCGCGCAUUGAAUGCAAAUCGAGCUGAAGCAUCAGCUUGGUGA
Messenger RNA from Adineta ricciae, 1296 nucleotides. The record is from the annotation of a GenBank genome assembly. Lineage: Eukaryota; Metazoa; Rotifera; Eurotatoria; Adinetida; Adinetidae.